AUGGGACUUCCAGACUCCUUAAAAGAAAAGGUUAAGGAUCUAAGAGUCGAACAAUUAAAGACUCAAGUGCAAAAAAAAGUAACUUGUGGGAACCGAAAACUCGACCUUGAAAUUACAAAACUUCCAAGUCCUUAUCUUUAUAGAGACGCUAAAAUUGUUGCAGAAUUUUUAAGCGAACUAUUACAGAAUCGAAUUUCGUUUCGUAUAGCAAUGCAAAAAGGUAUUGAAUUAGCUGAACAGGCAGAUACAAAAGGAGUUCAAAUAAAAAUUGCGGGACGUAUGGAAGGAAAAGAAAUUGCACGUGUCGAAUGGACGAGAGAAGGUAGGGUUCCUUUAGAAACGACUAAUCAACUUGUAACUUUGUUUGGGGUAUUCGGAGUCAAAAUCUGGAUAUUUCAAAACUUCUAA
This is a messenger RNA of Lathyrus sativus (Indian pea), 408 nucleotides long. NCBI's taxonomy places the organism in Eukaryota, Viridiplantae, Streptophyta, Magnoliopsida, Fabales, Fabaceae. The record is from the annotation of a GenBank genome assembly.